Molecule: messenger RNA, 1122 nt
Organism: Lipotes vexillifer (Yangtze River dolphin)
Lineage: Eukaryota; Metazoa; Chordata; Mammalia; Artiodactyla; Lipotidae
Product: L-threonine 3-dehydrogenase, mitochondrial
Exons: 8
Coding region: 1-1122 (373 amino acids)
Biological process (GO): L-threonine catabolic process
Molecular function (GO): L-threonine 3-dehydrogenase activity
Source: RefSeq, a predicted model, not a curated record
AUGCCGGUCGUUUGGAUGCUGCGGCGGGUUGCCAGCCGGAUGCUGCAGAGACCGGCCUGUGGCUGCCAGGCUCCUGUCCUGCCCAGCCGGUUUCUGGGCACCUCCCCUCAGCAGAUUCCAGCGGAUGCCAACUUCCACUCUACCUCGUUCUCUGAAGCAGACCAACCGCGCGUCUUAAUUACAGGGGGUCUUGGCCAGCUUGGAGUGGGGCUUGCUAGCUUUUUGAGGAAACGAUUUGGGAAGGACAACGUGAUUCUGUCUGACAUUCGGAAGCCCCCUGAGCACGUCUUCCUUAGUGGCCCGUUUAUUUAUUCCGACAUCCUGGAUUACAAGAAUCUGCGGGAGAUCGUGGUGAACAACCGUGUCACCUGGCUGUUUCAUUACAGCGCCCUGCUCAGUGCAGUGGGAGAAGCAAACGUGUCCCUGGCCAGAGCUGUGAAUAUCACUGGACUGCACAAUGUCCUGGACGUUGCCGAGGAGCACGGUCUGCGAUUGUUUGUGCCAAGCACCAUAGGGGCGUUUGGACCUACUUCUCCGCGGAACCCCACCCCCGAUCUCUGUAUCCAGAGACCCAGGACUAUCUACGGGGUGUCCAAGGUCCACGCGGAGCUCAUGGGCGAGUAUUAUUAUUACAGGCAUGGGUUAGAUUUCCGGUGCCUGAGAUAUCCUGGAAUCAUUUCUGCUGACUCCCAACCUGGAGGAGGAACGACUGACUACGCGGUCCAGAUUUUCCAUGACGCCGUCAAGAAUGGCAGAUUUGAGUGCAACCUGAAACCCAGCACGAGGCUCCCGAUGAUGUACAUUGAUGACUGCCUCCGGGCCACCCUGGAGGUCAUGGAGGCUCCGGCAGAGUCCCUCUCCAUGAGGACUUACAAUGUCAAUGCCAUGAGCUUCACCCCCGCGGAGCUGGCCCAGGAGAUUCUCAAGCACGUUCCAGAAUUCCAGAUCACCUACAACGUGGAUCCUGUCCGACAGGCCAUAGCCGAUAGUUGGCCAAUGAACUUUGAUGAUAGCAACGCCCGGAAGGACUGGGGCUGGAAGCACGAUUUUGACCUCCCGGAGCUGGUGACAACGAUGUUGAACUUCCACGGUUCCGAGAGCAGAGUUGCCCAGGCUAACUGA